Messenger RNA from Colletotrichum destructivum, 1950 nucleotides. RefSeq names its product Putative V-type ATPase assembly factor Pkr1. Lineage: Eukaryota; Fungi; Ascomycota; Sordariomycetes; Glomerellales; Glomerellaceae. The record is from RefSeq and is a predicted model, not a curated record. Gene Ontology annotation, biological process: vacuolar proton-transporting V-type ATPase complex assembly. The transcript has a single exon. Bases 756 to 1325 code for a protein of 189 amino acids. Gene Ontology annotation, cellular component: endoplasmic reticulum membrane.
CGCCUGUCGGUGACAGCCAUCGCGAAGGCCAGCGUCACCUUUUCUUCUAUUGACAUGCCACCUGUUCCCAUCUACAAAGGUAGAUUAGAGCCAUCACCAACCGAGUGACCACGUUGCACCCUCCUAGAAACAAAUUAUUACGUGUCUCUUCUGUUGUGUUGUUUGGCAGAAGAAAAAGAAAAGGUACAUUAACGACGCUUCCUGCCUUCUUGUUUCCCCUCCCCCGCUCCGGCCAGGCGUCAAGCAGUACGUUAUUCAAUCCCUCACCUGCAUUUUCCUCCCUCUAGCACUCUAGCAGCCGGGCCCCUCUCCUGCCCACCAAUACCAACAACACCACCACCGCCCUACUCCAUACUCUCUGCCCCUCAAGCCAGAACACUAUUUAUUAUGCGCUCUUACCGCUUGGGUUCUUCUGCCUGACCACAUACAACGAACUGUAUCAUUCGUCGUCGUCGGCGUCGUCAUCGCAAACACAGUCGCAGCUACCUACUAUCACCUCAUCACGCCCCAUAGAUUUCACGCAUCUGAAGGUUGCCAGCCUCUUCAGAAAGCUUAGCCCCCGCCGUCGGAACCCACCUAACGCAAUCCAUUCGCAUCCACACCCAGCACGCCUCACGCAGGCCUUCGCCUCCGAGAUCCCCAACGGAGGGACAACGCAACGCACGGCGACACGCAUCUUCUUCACUUUACACGAUCCGAAUACCCCGACCGACAAUAUCCUCCCCUCCGCACCACAAAAGACAACACAGAACACAAUGGCGUCUUUCGUCACCAACCUCUGGGAGUCGAUCUUCAUCCCGGGCCCGACCCCGACUCUCGUCCGAGCCGCUAACGCAACCUUCGCCGCCCUUCAGGUCCUCCUCGCCGUGCUCCUCCUGACGACCUGGAGCAUUCACUUCGUCAUCCUCUCCUUCCUCAGCGGGUUCCUCUGGUUCUCCAUAAACUGGUUCGUCAACGAGCUUGCCAUCCACGCCGAGCAGGAGGCCAAGAAGGCCCGCCUCGCUGAGUCCUCUUCCUCAGGGGUCGGCAGCGGCGGCGGCGGAAACACCCAAGGGACCGAUGAUAGCGACACCGAGGUCGAGGGUGCCGUCGCCGGCGGUGUAGGCGCGCGAAAGAAGGUUGCUGCUGCCGGGAGCAGUCAAGUCGAGACGGCGCAGCAGCAGCAGCAGGCCGCCGAUCUGAAGCGUCGCACCGCCGCAGCCGUCGCCGCAGCUGCGGCCGAGUCCGGGGCCGAGGAUGCGACGAACGGGGGCACACAGUCAAGCGUCAGCACCGAGGACGAGUGGGAGAAGGUCUCAGAGAACGAGAAUGAGAAGGACAAGUGAACGAUUUGGUCAAGGAGGCGCCGUGGGACGCGCGAGCACACACACACACACACACACACACAAACACACAAACACAGACACGUACGGCGAUACUAACUUGAUCACACCGCUCCUGAACGAAGCGGAAACCACCUACGGUGUGUUAUAGGGUUGCAGUAGGCAUAGGCCGAGGACGCAUCUCUUGCGACGAGAUACUCGAUAUACCCUUGAGCAAGCAACGGCACAUGAGCUACUGCGAGGACGGCUUGGUUGCAAUGAAGCGAACUUGUACAUAAGGACUCGGCAGCAUGCUUUCUCAUAAGCAGCUCCACGUACAAAUAUUCACACACAAAGACAGCGCUUUACACGGACACACGGUCUUUGAACAAAGGCUUCCAUCUGAAAAUGGUGACGUGUUGAGAAAUGACUUGUGCGUCUAGCAGAAACCGGCCGCGGCCACACGCAGCCCUGUAGCAUUUCCACAAACUCCUAACCCAAGCAAAACCAUGGCAAGUCAUUUUCAUGAACGUACAAACCUCAAAUAAGGUGCGCCCCCUUCCUCCCUCUCCCGGAACGCCGAUUUAUGCCCACGUGCCGCUCGUACAGCAGUGCUCGACUACUACCGCUACUACUGGUCCCGACCUCU